AUGGAUUAUAGGCCUGUGCUCCUGUGCCGGGGCAAAGCUUUCAACGAUUUCACCGGACCAGACUGUCGGUUUCUGUCAUUUAAAAAAGGAGAGACUAUAUAUGUCUACUAUAAACUCUCAGGCCAAAGGACAAAUAUAUGUGCAGGGAGUGACCAACUCGUAAUCAAUCACAUAUACACUGAAAAAGAAUUGGAGAUUCCUGCUGAGGAAACCGACAUUGUUUGCUUUGACACUGGACACGAUAAGUUUGACAGUUAUGCCAUUGAUUCACUGUUAGGUUCCUCUUUAUUGUUAACAGACAAGGAGGAAUCUGUGCAAGUAACCACAGAGACUUUGUACCUUAACAAAAGUGCUGAGAGCACCACGGUGGAAGUGGAUGAGCCUCCACCUGAAGUGACACUGUUAGAAAAUGAUGAGAUUGAUAGGGAUGUACCUGAGGACAUUGAUAAGGUUGUAGAGGUUCCAGAUAAUGAUGAUCUGAGACAUUUUGAGGCUUUAGAGUCCUCUCUGCCUCAGCCUGAAACUCUUGACACAAAGGGAGUGGAAUCUAACACUGUACUUGAGACCACAGCUGAGAGGAUCAAAGAUUACCUUCAGAAAGAUCAGCAGAGGACAGAGGACUCUGUGCCGUACAGUGUUGUUGAACCAGAGGAAGGUGAGAUCAAAGAAACCCCCUCAGAACCUGAAUCCAAAGAUGAUCCUGAGUUAGAAAAUGCACCUGAUGGUUUUUCAGAAGGCAGACCUAUUCCAGAGUUAAACACCACACUUGGAAUAACUUUUGAUGCUGUCACUUCCAAUGAUGAGGACACUUGGAAGGUGACUCCAUAUGACGAGGAAAGUGACAAGACUGAAUAUCAGCAGGAUGAGGACAGUGAUCAUCAUCUCAGGGAAACUCCAUUGCUGGCUUUUUCUGAAGAAAGUUCUAAUUUGGAACACGAGAACAUUCCGGAAUCUGAUCAGACAGAUGAGGAAGACAGUCUAUCAGAGGUACCUCAUACACAGAAACAGGACUCCAAGGACAAUAACCUGUGGUCUGCAUUUGGUGAUACCGUUUUUAACAUUGUCAGUGGUGGGGAAAGAAUAGCUUAUGUUGCCGGUUCAGAGGAAGAUGACGAGGAGGAUGAUGAUGAAGGUGAGAUUACACCAGAGGAGCCUCCCAAAAUUGAAGAACCCAAGGAGUCAUUUGGCUGUUCUACUUCCUCUGAGCUAAUCUUUGAGGAACCUGCGGACUCUAAUUUCAGUGAGGAUGCUGUCAAAGUACCUGAUGAGGAUUCUCAGACGUUGCAGUUUGAGGAUGAAUCUGAAGAAGGUGUCAUCGAACCUUCAACACCUCCUGCUGAUGAGGCGAGUGAACACACUGAGGCUUUAGCAGAGAAUCUUACAGAAGAUGACAGCCCAGUCCCUAAACAGCUCUCACAGACAGACAUGCUCUCAGACUUUGAUAGUAAAAUGAACGAAUCAGAGCAGAAACAAGCUGUUGAAGAACUCCCCAUACAAAAAGAGGAGUCAAUAGAUUUCUCACAAGUAGAGAAUACUUUUAAACAGGGUGGUACAGAGCUUUUCAGACUAUUUCGAGAACCAUACCAGAAGGUCCCAGAUCCAAGUAAAAACACAAUGGUGAAAGAGAGCCAUCAAGAACUCCCCAUAGAGGAGGAGGAUUCAAUACACCUAGAGGGGGAAGAGAUUGAGGAAGAGUUGCUAGAGGAUGAAAAUGCAGUAUUGUCUUCAUCCAAAACUGAGCACACUGAUGAAAAUGACACAGAAAGUCUAUCUGAAUUUGGGUCAGAGCAACCCAAUAAUUAUACACAAACCGAUGUUGUAUCCAGUGAUGUGUUGGAUGUGGUCCAACACGACGAGGCUAUUGACAUAGAACCUGAGGUGCAUGAGACUGAAAAUGAUGCUGAAAGCCACACGCCCUCACUUAAAGAUAAAGUUCUGGAUCCCCUUCCAAACAAAGAGGCGGAAUACAGUAACAAUGUGUUGAGGCUGAGACUAUUGCGAGACCGCUGCAAGGAGGAGGACAUGGAGCGCCUCCAAAAGAUUCUAGGUCCUCAGAACCUCUUUAGGUUGGAGUUCCUUUUUUUUGACCUGGAGCUGAAGGCUGCCCGGCGGUCCCAGACAAACGUCAGUGAGGACAUUGAAACGGUGCUGGAAGCCAUUUUGGAAGGCUCUGAAACCCCAAUCCUGGAUGAGAUUGAGAGGAUGCUGGAUGCCCAUGAGAACGCUGAACCUGCAGCAGGAGGCUGGUGA
Molecule: messenger RNA, 2250 nt
Organism: Salvelinus namaycush (lake trout)
Lineage: Eukaryota; Metazoa; Chordata; Actinopteri; Salmoniformes; Salmonidae
Product: transport and Golgi organization protein 1 homolog
Exons: 4
Coding region: 1-2250 (749 amino acids)
Biological process (GO): endoplasmic reticulum to Golgi vesicle-mediated transport; protein secretion; vesicle cargo loading
Cellular component (GO): endoplasmic reticulum membrane; endoplasmic reticulum exit site
Molecular function (GO): protein binding
Source: RefSeq, a predicted model, not a curated record